This is a messenger RNA of Penicillium odoratum, 648 nucleotides long. RefSeq names its product GrpB family protein. The transcript has a single exon. The record is from RefSeq and is a predicted model, not a curated record. NCBI's taxonomy places the organism in Eukaryota, Fungi, Ascomycota, Eurotiomycetes, Eurotiales, Aspergillaceae. The coding region runs from base 1 to 648 and encodes 215 amino acids.
AUGCCCGUUUCCGCUGAAGACAUAGUAAAACACUAUGAGAAUGACGAUUCAGCGGUCCAACGCAUAUCCUUUGCCAAGAACAAACGCACUGUCGCGCUUACUGACUACAAUCCAUCCUGGCCCUCACAAUACCAAUUCUUCAAAGACGGCAUCAUAUCUGAAUUGGGUUCAAUCGCCAUCACAGUCUCGCAUGUGGGCUCAACUAGCGUCCCUGGUCUCUCCGCCAAGGACAUCAUCGACAUUGACCUGACGGUCGCCAACAUCCUGGACGAAGACGCCUAUGUUCCACUUUUGGAACGCGCAGGGUGGAGUUUCAGGCUCCGUGAACCAACAUGGCACCAGCAUCGCUUUUUUUCGCGUGAUGAGCCCUACGGGGGAAACUUGCACGUCUGGGGCCCUGAUUGUGCAGAGGCUGAGCGACACCUUAUAUUCAGGGAUUGGCUGCUGAACAACCCUGAAGAUCAAGACCUAUAUAUGCAGGCAAAGCAUGAUGCUGCUCUGGACACAGUCAAGGUUGAUGGUACGGUCAUGGACUACAAUUUUCGGAAGGAAAAAAGGAUCCGUGAGAUCCUGGAGAGGGCAUUUCGGAGUCGAGGAUAUUUGAAGGAUGAGGGAGCCGAUCAAGAUGGUAAGCUCGAUGAGAAUUGA